Messenger RNA from Brienomyrus brachyistius, 4119 nucleotides. RefSeq names its product dual specificity mitogen-activated protein kinase kinase 2-like. The record is from RefSeq and is a predicted model, not a curated record. NCBI's taxonomy places the organism in Eukaryota, Metazoa, Chordata, Actinopteri, Osteoglossiformes, Mormyridae. The transcript has 11 exons. Gene Ontology annotation, molecular function: protein kinase activity; ATP binding. Bases 888 to 2072 code for a protein of 394 amino acids. Gene Ontology annotation, biological process: protein phosphorylation.
CCUCCUCUUUCCCGGACUGGCUCCUUGAUCCUGCGUGUGUCUUCAGCGCGCGGCUGGGAGAGCUGGACGGAGCCGCACCCCCAGUCCUAUUCCGGGGGACAUCUGUUGCGACACCCGGCUUGCCCAUUACUCAGGCCGGAUAUUGUCGGACUGCAGAAUUUUGUUGGCAUCGGUGUGGACGGUCUUGUUCCUUCUGUUCCGCUAAGCGCAGAAGACAGGCCGGGGCCGCCGGAGUCUAAACAGGCUUAGACCUUUAAUCGUUUUACUAAUUCAAGUGCGGGAACCUGGGAAAAUACGGCGUGUGCCCAUACGCAGCGGUCACUUUUUUCCAGGAGAGACUAGCUAGCAGGCUAACCGUCUCUAACAGCGAGGAAAACGCCUCGAUACCUGAGGAACUCUUGUUAGCUUCAGCUAGCUAACUAGUAGUUUAGUCAUAUAACGUUAAAAUAACUAACCUAGGUUAUUCAUUGCCUUGUAUUGAUACCUCUAUUAAUCAGUUAUACGUGAUUUUACUAUGUUGCUCUAUAUUACUAAUUAAUACAAUAAUAUCUAGCAAACUUUAAUAUAAUACGCAUCCGUUCUUUUUGUCACCUGUAUUCAGUACCUGACAUCUAGUUUUAUAAAUCAGUUAGCAAAGCGCUCAUUCGUAUCCAUUUUGUUCUCGGUGUUUUCUUGUGAAAUUUCAAUUUUAUGAAAUCCAUCAUUUCAAAUCGGUGAUCGGCCACAGGUAGUCAGUUUGCGGAGAACUUUUCUAAUUGACUGAAAAGCAAGACAUUUUACAACGGCAUAAAUUAUUAUACAACGGUUAUUUUUGGUUGUUGUGAAAUAGUUAAUUAGUGUUUCCGAGAAGUAAUUGCUAGGUAGCUUCUGCCUUCUUAAAAUCCGACAUGGCCCCAAAAAGAAGACCUGUUCCCCUGAACAUCGCACCCAGUGGAGAUGGACAGCUGUCCACCAAUAUCGAUGCUGCUUCCGAGGCCAAUUUGGCCACCCUGCAGAAGAAACUGGAGGAGUUGGACCUGGAUGAACAGCAGAAGAAGCGUCUCGAGGCCUUCCUCACCCAGAAGGCCAAAGUGGGUGAGUUGAAGGAUGACGACUUCCACCACAUCUGCGAGCUAGGUGCUGGGAAUGGCGGCGUGGUCAACAAGGUCCGCCACAAACCUUCGGGCCUAGUCAUGGCAAGGAAGUUGAUCCACCUUGAGAUCAAACCGGCCAUCCGUAACCAGAUCAUCCGUGAGCUGCAAGUGCUGCACGAGUGCAAUUCCCCCUACAUCGUUGGCUUCUAUGGAGCUUUCUACAGCGAUGGGGAGAUAAGCAUCUGCAUGGAGCACAUGGAUGGGGGAUCCUUGGAUCAGGUGCUGAAGGAAGCCAGGAGAAUCCCAGAGGAGAUUCUUGGAAAAGUCAGCAUAGCUGUUCUUAGGGGCCUGGCUUAUCUGCGGGAGAAGCACCAGAUUAUGCAUAGAGACGUGAAGCCAUCCAACAUUUUGGUGAACUCGCGUGGAGAGAUCAAGCUGUGCGAUUUCGGUGUCAGUGGCCAGCUCAUCGACUCCAUGGCCAAUUCCUUUGUGGGGACCCGCUCGUACAUGUCGCCCGAGCGUCUGCAGGGCACCCACUACUCGGUGCAGUCGGAUGUGUGGAGCAUGGGCCUUUCCCUGGUGGAGUUAUCCAUCGGUCGCUAUCCCAUUCCUCCUCCAGACGCCAAGGAGCUAGAGGCUAUUUUUGGCCGCCCUGUGACUGAUGGGGCUGAAGGAGGUAUCCACAGCACCUCCCCGCGCCCCAGGCCCCCGGGGCGGCCAGUCAGCGGACACGGUCCUGCCAUGGCCAUUUUUGAGCUCCUGGACUACAUUGUGAAUGAGCCUCCACCCAAGCUACCGCACGGCGUCUUCACCACGGAUUUCCACGAGUUCGUCACAAAAUGCCUCAUCAAAAAUCCCGCAGAGAGAGCUGACCUGAAGAUGUUAAUGAACCACACGUUUAUCAAGCGCUCCGAAGUGGAGGAGGUCGACUUUGCAGGCUGGCUGUGCAGAACCAUGGGGCUGAACCAGCCCAGCACCCCGACUCGCACCAGCGUUUGAGCGCCACGUGUGUGUACUCACGCACAUAACACACACAUCGCUUGGGUAUAGUGUUUUUUUUAUUUAUUUGUUGUUUUUUUGAGGACAUUUCCUGCAGCACCUGUUUUACUGUAGUAAAACCUGGUAAUAAAAUAUUACAUUUUUGGCCCUUUUUACUUUUUCAAGCAGAAUUUAAAAUAAUAAAAAAAAAGUUGUAUCGUGCAUUUUGGGUUUUGCCAUCUUUUUGGAAGAGAUGAAUAAGUUGCUAACAUGUAAAAUCAACCCCAUGCACACACCAGAUAUGAAACACAUACAUGUGAGUUUAACGAGUUUUACAUAGCACCAGCAGAGUCCGUUUUAGCUUGUACUAAUUCUACAGUAGCUUGUGAGCUGUUUCAAAGUGAAGUCAUCUGACUCAGAAGCCUGUAACAAAGUCUUACAGACAUGCCCGUACUGGUGAUUUUAUGGCAAGGACUGGUGUUUAUUCCCUGAAAACCAAAAUGCUGUUUCUGGUUUAACGUUUGGGCAUGCUGCCUUAGAAUACUGAAACAAAUGUCUGUAGCUCAGUGCGGUUGGUGAAAUUGAAACUCCAGAGUUUCAAUUUCCAUCAUGAAGUCUAUUUUUAUUACUUUUAAAUAGGCAUUAAAUUUGCUCUCUUCAUACUGUUAGUCUGGCAAGUUGACCUGCGAUAAAACAGGGUAAAUUACUCGUACUACCAAUUCUAACUUUGUGGCCAAGCAUCAGAAGUAAUAUGGCCAAUAUAGUGCUUUUGUAAUGAUUAACCCUUAGCGUGGUUCUUGCGCUACAUUUUAUUUCCAACACAUUUGGUGGCAGUGUUUUGUGGCCUUUAGGUCUGGGUGUUGUUAUUUGAAAACAGUAUUGGUGUAUUUUUUUCCCCCACAGCUACUACGCCAUGCUUGUACCUGAGGCUGUUUGUAUAGGAGUGUUUCAUGGUGGGAUCUUUCUUUUUUUGGACCCCUUUGCAAAGUGCUAAAGCUUAGCUGUGAGUUCUGGUCAAGUAUGGUUGCCUACUUCCUCGAUUGCGAUGCCAGUAAUUUUAUCGCAUUGUCUGCAUUUGCCCCAGAGGUUAUAGUACCGGAAUGUACGUGAUGCGGUCUGAGCAGGUCAUUGUGGAGGUUAUCUCCUACUAGCUGAUUGUUGCUGAUUGAGCUGCAGCGUUGAGGGCAAUCUAGCUGUUAAGGGCAACUUACCUGUAACUUGAACGAUUCUAGUUCAAGCUGCCGGUGAAUCCUCCAGUAGUACCUUUGAGAAACCUCAGCUUCUGAAUUGCCUUUCUUGAUUUGUAUACAAAAUUUUUGUUCAUUUAUUUUUGCUAUUGGUGUUGUUAUGAGGAAGAAUCCUGGUUCAUAGUGUACAAACCCAGGUGUCAGGCUGGUGUCUUUUUUUUUGUGUGUGUUUUGCCUUCUGCAUCUUAAAUGUGUUAAUUUAAUUUCAGCUCAUGCUGGACUUCUGUUUAUUCUUAUGCUUUGGGUCUUGCUUUUCUCUUUUUAAAUAAAUGUGCCGUGUUUUUCAUAUUGUGAAAGGUUAAAAUAAUUAUACAAAUUGAGUAAUUACAUCUGAAAGGUGGCAUUUGUGUAAUUUCAAAUUUGUCUUUCUAUGUGAUAUGAAAAUAUGUAUAUAUUGAAUCCUGGAUGUUUACACAUACGCGUGUGUAUACAUGUCCACAUGCAGAGAAAUGGUAUGCAUUGUUUCAGGUUCUGCCUUCUAAAGUGUGUGGAUUGAAUGUAACUUAAAAUAUAUAUUUUUUUCCUUUGGAGAGUCAUUGAUUACUAGUAUGAAGGUCUAGUACUGUAACUGGUGAGAAUAAGUUGUUUGAAACAAUCAGGACGGUUGAAGGAAAGAAUCUAUUUUUGUUUGGAAUAUAUAUAUUUGGGGUGAAAGCUUUUGUCUUGUCUUUGGGUUUGUGGGUACUUUGCCAGUUUGUAUGUUCUUGUGAGUUUUCUCUAAUGCUUUAGAAUGGGGAAGUUUUGUAGUAAAAACAAAGCUGUUGGGGAAAAAGGUCUUAAAGUUUUAUGGUCAAUAAAUGGCAUGUGAAGACUUAUAAAAA